UGAGGUAGUGAUGGUAUUGAAUGUCUGUUGUAUGGUUGUCUUUAUGUUUAGUAUGCACACUGAAGUGGAUUAUAUGGCAGUGUGGAGUCAAGAUAAUCCAGUUCAAAGCAGAUAAUAUAAGAUUCUAAAUGGGUUAUAUAGCUGUUUGGAAGGGCCUUGAGUCUACACUGCCAUAUAAUCCAGUUAAAAUCUGAUAAUCUGUGGAAGAGGCCUAAGUGAGGCCUAACUGUGCCUGUCCCCUGGGCUGAGUAGGUUGCUAGGAGACCAAGUGGGUGGAGCUUAGCCUUCAAACUGGCAGCAAUUGGAUAAAAUCUAUUAUUCCUCUCCCUGUAAUUAGGACUUUAUUUUUCUUUUCUUUUUGUUGUAUCAACCUAGAGCCGUGAAUGAUGGGUUGUGUUGUCAAAUUUCAAGGUUGGGGGGCCUGUAGUUUUGUUGUUUUGUCCGCUGCCCUGAUGCCAUCACUCUUUUAUAUAUAUAUAGAUUAGUUACAUAGUUAAGGGUGAGAAGGGGAUAGGGAAGAGGCAAAAGACACAUCUUAAGCUGCUGCUGGAACACACACACAUGGCCAGAUUGGUCCCAGCAUGGUUCCUUCCGAUCGGUGGAACUCUCUGCUGCAGGUCAAAUUAGACUGAAUGCAGAUGGCCGGCCUGGUUCGACCACAAUGGUAUUCAAACUAUAUAAUAUGAAGACCUUAAUGAAAGCUAUCUGGGACUUUUGUUUCUAUAUACCUUUUUUUCAAAUGAUUGGGGGGGGGACGACGACUAUUUCUGGGUUUUUUUCUCCCAGGCCUUCCUAUUUCUACCCACAUCCAAGUCCUAUCAAGAUCAGACCCCUAUGGAAGUGGGCAACUACAAACCUUCUAAAAAUACCCUUUUGACCUGCUGAACUUGCAGACCAAAAGGUCGCAGGUUCGAAUCUGGGAGCGGAGUGGUUAGUUAGUAUGUGUUUGUAUGAAGAGUGUGUGUCUGUGUAGUUGCAGGGGAAGGGGGAGUAGGAGCAAAAAGCAGAAGAUGAGUGGAAAAGAGAAGAGGAAUUUGGGAAAGAGAUAAUACUGCAGUAAAGAAGCUUAAGAAAGAAUGUGGGGCAGCAAGAUGAAGGCGGAGAGAAAGAGAAGCCUUGAAGGAACAAUAAAAGAGAGGGAAGCAAGGAAAAGGCAGAGGGGAAGGGCGAAUGGUGGGUAAGGAGAGGUGGGGCCCGGGACCCAGCCAGUCAGAGCUGCCAUCUCUUUGGCAGCACUCUGAGGAAGUUCCCCGUCUCUUUCUUCACUUCCUUUCCUGCUUCUUCAGACACUCUUUGUUUCUAUGUCUCUGUUUCUCUCUUCCACCCAUCACAGUUAAGUUGGCUGCAGGGUGAGGCUGUGGCACCAGCGUUUGGGCCAGCCAUCUCACCCCUUUUCCUGCACAACUGAAAUAUACAAGAGAAAAUGUAAGGUCAGUAUGGGAACCAGAAGAUCCAAAUAUUGUAAAGAAAGAGGCCAAGUUCAGAUCUUGUUUCUGUGUCCAUGCGCCUUCAAGUUGCCUGUGGCACUUCCAUGAGUUUCACAGGGUUUCCUUAGGCAAGGAAUACUCAGAGGAGGUUUUGCCGCUGACUUCCUUUGAAUAUAACCUACUGCACCUAGAUUUUUUUGGUUCUCCCUUUCAAAUACCCACCAUGCCUGGCCCUAUUUAGGUUAGUAUGUGUUUCUGUAGUAUGUGUGUGAGAGAGAGAAAGACAGACAGACAGACAGACAGAGACAGAGACUGUGACUUCAAGUCUUCUGUUGAUUUACAGUGACCUCAUGAAUUCCAUAGGAUGUCCUAUUAACUUUCAAGUACAGACAGGAUCUGUAGCUUGCAGGGUGUUUUGACCCUAGGCAGAAAAAAAAUUCUUUUGAUUCUGCAACCCUCAUUUUAAACUUAGAGAAGAGCUUUAUCCUGCCACCCCAAGGGUAAACAUGCCAAAAAAACUAGUUUUUCUCAUACACAAGAGGUCAAGCUGACUGGUUUCACUUGUAAGGAGAGAUUACAUGUAUGUGUCAAGACAGGCAUCUAGUUGAAUGAACAACUUAUUCAGUAUGGAGCUCCAAGGUGUGCUGACUAUCUUGUUGGGAAUUUGCCUGAUAUUCGUUGCUGCAUGGAAGUGGAAGCACAAAGAGGGAAGGUUUCCACCCGGGCCAAUGCCCUUGCCCUUCUUCGGCAACUUACUGCAACUGAACCCCAAGGAUACCCUCAAGUCCCUCCUAACGCUGAGGGACAAAUAUGGUCCAGUAUACACAUUGUACCUGGGCCCCCGCCGGGUUGUAGUUCUUUGUGGGCAUGACGUACUAAAGGAAGCCCUGGUGGACUGCGGUGAACAGUUCUCCGGCAGGGGAGAGAUGGCUACCCUUGACCAGACCUGCAGAGGUUUUGGUCUGCCCUUUGAUCCCACCUUCCUUCUAAGCUGCACAACUUCCAAUAUUAUUUGCUCCAUUGUCUUUGGCAGUCGUUUUGAGUAUGAAGACAAGACUUUUCUCUACCUGUUGGAUGUAAUAAACAAAGCCUUUUAUGAGAUGAGUACCCCUUGGGCACAGAUGUAUGAGAUGUAUUCUGGCAUCAUGCAACACUUGCCUGGAGGACACAAGCGUCUCUACAACCUCCUGGAGGAACUGAAUACCUUCAUUGCUGAGAGAAUCAAAAUCAAUCAAGAGACCUUAGAUCCCAAGAACCCAAGAGAUUUUAUUGAUUGCUUCCUCAUUGAGAUGGAGAAGGAAAAGGGAGACCCUUCCACAGAAUUCACAAUGACUAAUUUGAUCAUCACAGUUCUCAACUUGUUCUUUGCUGGGACAGAGACUAUCAGUUCUACCCUGAGAUACUUAUUUCUCUUGAUGCUGAAAUAUCCAGAAGUGGAAGAGAAGGUCCACCAAGAAAUCGACUGUGUUGUUGGUCGCAACCGUAUCCCUGCUGUCAAGGACAGGGUGAACAUGCCCUACACUAAUGCGGUUAUCCAUGAGAUCCAAAGGCUGGUAGAUAUCCUUCCUGUAGGAUUGCCACACAAGGUAACUGAAGACAUCGAGUUCCGGGGUUAUCUUCUUCCCAAGGACACUAACAUCAUUACCUUACUAGGCUCCGCUUUGCAUGACCCCCAAUAUUUCAGUGACCCUGAAAUAUUCAACCCUGAGCACUUCUUAGAUGAAGAAGGACACUUUAAGAAGAUUGAUGCCUUUGUGCCAUUUUCCGCAGGUAAACGUGCCUGCGUAGGGGAACCUAUGGCUCGCAUGGAGCUCUUCUUGUAUUUCACGACCAUCCUGCAAAACUUCGCAGUGAAAUCCUCUCUGGAUCCAAAGGACAUUGACAUCUCUCCCCAACUAAGUGGCUUUGCAAGAAUCCCUCCUUUCUACCAGCUGUGUUUGGUGCCUCGCUAAUUCUGCUAACCUAAUUUUUCAUCUUUUCUAGUAGUGCACACACAACCCUUCCAGGCCCCCCAUUUUCCUUGAGAACCAUUCACACACUUCUGGCAUUGUUUAAACAUUUAAAAAAACCUCCGGAUUAUGCCAUAUCUUGUUCUAUUGCUGGCUAUUCACUAUAGUAAAUGGAAUUGUGGACUCAAUUGACCUGCCAGGCAUGACCAGAUGGUCUCUGUGUUGGAGUAUGGCCUUUUAAACAGAGUCUGGAUGGCCAUUUAUCAGAACUGGUUGGAUUGGAGUAUCUUCCAGCUCUACAAUUCCCCAAUUUUAAUUGUUCAGGUGAAUUUUUCCAAAAUAAUCAAGAAAAACACUCUGGCUGGUUCUGUUAUCCAAAGCACCAAUUCACAUUAAAAUCAAUGAUUAUCUAUUAAAAGGCUUUUCAAAAAAUACUUGGAAUGAAUAUUUGGUUAAAGGAAUGUUAAGAAUGGAUGAUGAGAGAGGGAAGGAGUAAUCACAUGGAAUUUACCUUCAGACACCUAGUUUAUUUGAUAACGUAGCUGCUACUUCUCAGGGCACUUCCAAACAACAUGAAAUGCAGGUUUUAAAUGGAGGACAAAAAAACCUGAGACCUGAGAACAUGUGGGUCCUGGGAUUUUUUUCCCCACCAUCUUCACAGGCUUCCUCUGUAUCAGAACAAGAUGGAGGGCGGGUUUUUUGGCUUUUUAAAAAAUCACUCCGUUAUGCACUGGACCGUACAUGUGCGCGUGCAAAUAUCUUAAUAUAAAUGCAAGCAGAUUUGCAUGUGUUCAUAUGGGGUUCAGCACAUAACGGAGGGAUUUUUUUAAAAAAACCUUUCACUGGAUUGCUCUCUUCCCCUAAUUGUUUAUUUAAACUCUGUUUGAUAUUAUAAAGUUUAAAAUAAAGAGUGUGAUUAUCA
Messenger RNA from Anolis carolinensis (green anole), 4298 nucleotides. Its product is annotated as cytochrome P450 2G1-like. The transcript has 8 exons. Gene Ontology annotation, molecular function: heme binding; iron ion binding; arachidonate epoxygenase activity. The record is from RefSeq and is a predicted model, not a curated record. Gene Ontology annotation, biological process: epoxygenase P450 pathway; xenobiotic metabolic process. Bases 2036 to 3379 code for a protein of 447 amino acids. Gene Ontology annotation, cellular component: cytoplasm; intracellular membrane-bounded organelle. NCBI's taxonomy places the organism in Eukaryota, Metazoa, Chordata, Lepidosauria, Squamata, Anolidae.